This is a messenger RNA of Ectocarpus siliculosus, 4176 nucleotides long. The record is from the annotation of a GenBank genome assembly. NCBI's taxonomy places the organism in Eukaryota, Phaeophyceae, Ectocarpales, Ectocarpaceae.
AUGCUCCUCCCCAACCCCAGCAGCGGCAGCAGCAGCAGUGAGGAGGGGGAGGAUUGUGACGAAGGCAAGGGAAGAGCACCGCGUUCUCAGCUCGCCACGAGGACGAGUAGCCUGCUGAUGGAGGAUACGGGUGGCGACAGCGGUGCUGACAAGGACGGCGAGGAGGGAGCGGAGGAGGACGGAAAGGAUCAGGAGGAGGAGGAGGAGCAAGAGGAGGAGGAAGAGAAGGACGCAGAGGAGGUGGACGAGGAGGUGCAAGAUAAGGAGGAAGAGGAGACGGGGGAGAAGGAGCAGGAGCAGGAGGACGAGAAGGAAGAAGAGAGGGACGAAGAGGAGGAGGAGGAGAUCGAGGAGAAGGAGAAGGAGCAGGAGGACGAAAAGGACGAAGAGAGGGACGAAGGGGAGGUGGAGGAGAACGAGGAGAAGGAGGAGGGCACCAGUACCGAGGACAACAGGGUCGUUCCAUUGCAGGUGAAACAGGAGGUCACAAACGCCAACAGCGUGCAGAACCUCUUCAUCGAGGUACCCGCUUGGCAGCGCUCGAGGGUGCUCGAGAACAUCGUCACCUACUACUCGAAGGGCUCGCACGCCGUUGUGAUCGCCGGUUCCAAGGCAGAGUGCGACGAGCUUGCCGACGGGAGAACUUUCAAGACUCUCACGUCUCAGGUUCUCUCCGGAGAUGACCGCGAACAGUCCAUCAAGGGUUUCCUUACCAAGGGCGUUAAGGUUCUGGUGGUUACCGACGUGGACGCCCGCGGUAUCAACAUGUCAGACAUCGACCUGGUCGUCCAUUACCGCCCUCCUCGCGACGCUGAUUGUUACGUGCACCGCUCCGACCGCAUGGAAAGGGCCGUUCGUCCCGGCGUGACGGUUACGUUGUACGCCGAGAACGAGAUCUGCGACAUCCGCAAUAUCGAGCAGCGAGUGGGGUUCCGCUUCGAGUGCCGCGCGGUGCCAUCCGAGGAGCAGAUGAUGGCUCUCGCCGUGAUGCUUGCCCGCCAGCAGAUAAAGGGAGUCAGCGAUGACAGGGCGGAGUUUUUCAGGGGGGCCGCUCAGGAACUUCUCGCCGAAGACAAAUCGGCGGACACGGAACUUCUGCUUGCCAAGUGCUUGGCGACCAUCGCCCGCAUGACGGACCGCAAGACGGAUGUUGCGGCGUCAGACGAUGAGGCGGAUACUGAGGAAAUCAGCACGGAACAAGACGACAGCGACGCCACAGAAGCCGAUGCGGAACAACACAAGAAGGAACAAUGUCCGAUUCCCGAGGGUUCAGCGGAAUCAGUACUCCAAGCCGACACCACCGGUGAAGACGGCUUGAAUGACUGGCAGUACCUUACACCUGAUGACGAGGUUUCCAUCUCAGCGUCAGACGCGCAUCAUUCUAGUGCGGCAUCGCCAUCACAACCAGCAUCGAAUCAAGCUGCGUCAACAGCAACCUCGGUCGUAGUACGAGCCGUUCCUGAGAGAGCGGUGAAGGCCGCUGAGGCUAGCACCGCAGCUAUCAGGUCGAAAAGAAAAGGGACUCGCGGUGCAGCGGGCGGAACACGAGGUAGCGGUGGAGGAAGACGGCGUAGGGUGUUCGAGGAGGACGACGACGAUGAUAAUAGCGAUUGUGUUGCCGUCGAUGCGGUUAAGGGGCAGGACUCUGCCAAGAUGGGCUUAGACCUCAGUGGCGAAGGAGACAGGGUUGGGUUGCCAGAAAACAUCGUCACUGGUCCCUUGCAGGUCCGGCAGGAGCAGGAGGGCCAGGCGGCAUUAUCAGCACCAGCGGCAGCAGCACAAGGCGUUUCUGAGACGGCCGUGAAGGCUGCUAAGGCUAGCGCUGAAGCUGUCACCGCGAAAAACAACGCAUCCGGUGCGCCGGGCGGCACACCAGGUGGUGGUAGAGGAAAACGGCGGAGGGUGUUCGAGGAGGAGGAGGAUGAUGAUGAUGAUUAUAGCGAUCGCAUUAUUGUCGACGCGGAUAAGGGACCGGAGUCUACGAAGCUGGGCUUGGGCCUCAGUGCAGGAGGCGGUAUUGAUGGUGUGCUGGAAGAUGCCUCUUCCCUGCAAGACAUCGUCGCUGGUGGUGGUGCCACUGUUGUUGGGGAUACCUCCGGAGAGGCGCAAGAUUACGGCGAAACGCAAGAGGGAGGAAAGGAUGAGGAAGGCGAAGCCCUGUGGAAUGAAGAUAGUGACGAGGAAGUUGACGUCGCACCGGCGAUCUCCAAGGGGAAGGGAAAAGGAAAAGCUAAAGCCAGAGAUAUUGCCCGAGGUGCCGACGAUGACAACGAAAACCACAACGAGUCGGUGACAGCAGCAGCAGCAGCAGCAGCUACCAAGACAUCGUCAAAGAGCAGAGGAGGCGCAAGCGGAAGCCGGGGGCGGCGAAGACCAAGGCGUGCUGCGGCGUCGACCGGAAUUAACUACGCAGCUAUUCACGAGGGUCUAUCGCCAGAGGACUUGGAAACGAGGGGAAGAGCGGCGGGCCAAGUCCGCACGAGGAGCAGGCGUGGGGCAACACCGCCGGGAGAAUCACCGUCUCCAUUGCGGUCGCUCGAGAAUACGGACGACGGCAGCGGUGCAGGCACUGGCGGCGAGGAGGAGGAGGACGAGGAGGAUGAGAGCAUGCCCGACCGUCGGAGGCGGAAAGGGGGCCGAAAGCGUCGAAGGGUGCUGGCGGAGGAAGAGGAAGAGGAAAGUGAGGUAGAGGAGAACCCAGGGGCAUUGCUGUUCCAGCAGAUGCAGGAGGACGAUCCGGACGUGGAAGACACGGUGGUCGCCAUGAGCAGCGCCGCCCUCACGGAGGAGGAGCACGAAAAUGUCAUGUGGUACACUUACCUGGAGUUUUUGGCCAAGGCAGUUCAAGGGGGAGGGAAGGGCGCGGCCUUCAUGGAAAAGUUCGACUCCAAGAGGCACGCUUUUACCGACUACCGUAAGGCCAUCAAGAACUUUGAAGGUCGCGUAUGCACCAUCCGAGAGAGUAUCGCGGCGGGGGGUUCGUGGAACCAGGAGUUCAUGACGGCAGUGACGAGCUACCCCUUCGUCGGCUUCCAUUUCGGAGUGUCGCAUGAAGGCCCCACCGAGAUCGAUGAUGAAGAAGAGGGCCAGGACAUCGAUUGGGAGAGCCUGGGAAGGCCAGACCCGUGCGCGGCCUGCCACCGCCGACAGAGAGAAAACAUGUCCACGAUGUACCUCGCCGGCAGUCGCGGCGGGUACAAGUCCAAACAGAAAGUCCGCGAGCGUCUUGGCCUCGGGGGGAGGUGCCGCUACAAGUCGCACCUCUAUCACACCUUGUUACACUACAAGCUGUAUCUGGUGUGUAAGGUUCGAGAGCACAUGGACACGACCGGGGUCGGGCCCGAAGACCUUCGAAAGGGAGAAUGGGCGGAGCAGAAGUGGGACGACGAAAAGCUUGCCAUCGAUCAGCUGGUGGGGAAAGCCGAGUACAUGGCCAACAUGAAGACUUUUAAGGAAUACUGGCGCGAAGAGACGUGGGCGGAGAUGAAAGCCAUCCGAAAGUGGCUCUACGUCCCGCUGCGCAUCGUUUACGAGCAAGAGGCCAAGCAUGAUUGCCGCACCAAGCUGGACCAACUCGACGAGGCUGACUCAAGCACAAGCGACGACAGUGACAGCACCAGCGGCAGCCGUGGACGCUUGCCGCGCGGAAGCCAGAGGGCAGGAGCAGGAGCGGGGAAGGCUGUUCGGGGAGGUGGUGGUGGUGGCAGGAGACGCGGGCGAUACCAGGACGACGUGAGCAGCGGGAGCGCGGAACCUGACAACAUGAGCGAUUUUAUCGUUGACGACGACGACUACGAAUGAGAACGCGAGCGCAAUUGUUUGUGACACCGGGAAAGUUUCCGUAGAGGAACACUGCUCGUGAGUAGCUGCGGAUCGCGUUGGACAGUUCGUGGUCGUGUCAGCACCCGUCUGUCUGUCGGGGAUGAUGGUUGUUUUUCUUGUGUCCUUUUCUUGUUCCCACGUUGACAAGAGGACAAAAGAAUAAACAAUGAGACUGCAAGCCUUCUGAAAUAAUCACACAUAGUUGAAAUCGACGUGUGAUCAGCAGCAGUGUACAGCUGUUAGUUGGGUGUGUCUCGACCUGGUCACUGUUCCGUCUGAGUUGUCGCGACGUUAUCAUGUUAUGGUGCUGUGCUCAUGUGAAGCGCACCAAGAUUUGUGCGUAGAUCUCGUUUC